GAAAAAGACCGACGAAACCGGGUGAAGCUCUGAAAAGAGAGCUGACGUUAUAGUCUUUACAUCGCUAUAUUUCGCAAAGCUCUGCCUGGAGUGGUUAAAGGUUGUCGUGCCCGGACUCCUCCCGCCACCUCUCCGCAUCUCUGGUGUGAGUGUGUCUGUGUUUGGUCUGCACAGAGAGAGAUUGUUAGCACCACAGUCGCUGUAUUGACUGUUUUGUGAGGGGAAAACAGGCAGACGGGCUCUCAGCGAUCCGCCAUGGGUGACAUGAGUGAUCUGGACCGACAGAUCGACCAGCUGAGGAGGUGUGAGCUCAUCAAGGAGAAUGAGGUCAAAGCCCUGUGUGCCAAAGCCAGAGAGAUUCUUGUAGAAGAGAGUAAUGUACAGAGGGUGGACUCUCCUGUCACGGUGUGUGGUGACAUCCACGGGCAGUUUUAUGACCUGAAGGAAUUGUUUAGGGUGGGAGGCGACGUUCCAGAAACAAACUACCUCUUUAUGGGAGACUUUGUGGACAGAGGCUUUUACAGUGUUGAGACCUUUCUGUUACUUCUCGCCCUCAAGGUGCGUUAUCCAGACAGAAUCACCCUGAUCCGGGGAAAUCACGAGUCUAGACAGAUCACACAGGUGUACGGCUUUUAUGACGAGUGUUUAAGAAAAUACGGCUCGGUUACAGUAUGGAGGUACUGCACGGAGAUCUUCGACUACCUGUCUCUAUCCGCCAUCAUUGACGGCAAAAUCUUCUGUGUACAUGGAGGCCUGUCGCCUUCCAUCCAGACUCUGGACCAGAUCAGAACCAUCGACAGAAAGCAGGAAGUGCCUCACGAUGGACCCAUGUGUGAUCUUUUGUGGUCUGAUCCUGAAGACACCACAGGCUGGGGCGUGAGUCCGAGAGGUGCUGGCUAUCUGUUUGGCAGUGAUGUUGUGGCUCAGUUUAACGCCGCCAACGACAUCGAUAUGAUAUGCAGAGCACACCAGCUCGUCAUGGAGGGUUACAAGUGGCAUUUCAACGAGACCGUUCUCACUGUGUGGUCUGCGCCCAACUACUGCUACAGAUGUGGGAACGUGGCAGCGAUCCUCGAGCUGGACGAGCAUCUGCAGAAAGAGUUCAUCAUUUUCGAAGCCGCUCCGCAAGAAACCAGAGGCAUUCCCUCCAAAAAGCCAGUCGCUGACUACUUCCUGUGAGCUUCCCGGAUGCCAGCACUCUCAACAGGAAGUGGUGCCCUGUGUGUACUUGUAUUUCUGUUUCCCCUUUCCCUGCCCAACUGUCUUAAUUGUGCUUUUUUUAUUAUUAUUAUUCUUACUUUCUCUGUAAUAUUCAGUUUUUGUUUUCUACUUUCCAUCCACUUUCACAUUCUUUCACUGGGCCAUCAAGACACACAUUGGCAUUAUGUUCCGCUGUGAAUUCUCUCAAUCUCAGACUCACGGUAUGCUGUAGAUGUAGACCUUUAUUAUGUAUGUGAAUAGCGGUAGGGAGAGAGGAAGAGCUUCUGGGGAAGAGCUGGUUUCACGUGUUCCUCAGAAAAAGCUGUAUUUGUCCAAGCGGGAGGUCAAAACUGGUUGAUGGAGACUUUUUUUUGUUGUUUCUUCAACUCCUUUCUUCUUAUUCUCUUUUCAUGCAAGUUUUGAAUCUGUUAGAGAAUGGGUUUGACACGACCCUGCUUUGAUUACAUUUACAGUCAUCGGCUUUCAGCAGAGUCCUUAUAGUUUCAGAUUUCCCCGUUUUUUUUUUUUUUUUGUUUGUUUUUUGUUUUUUGCGAAGGAAAUGACUGCAGAUUCUGUGGUCAUAUGUAUAUGGACAUUAACUACACUGGAAAACAUUAACCAUACACACACACACAGAACUGGAGUUAGAAAUGUGCUUUUCCCUCUUGACUGUUCUCUCUAUAGGACUUAUUGUUGAUUCUUAUUUUUAAUUUGUGAAAAUAAAAUGUACUUUUGUAUAAAUUUA
Messenger RNA from Danio rerio (zebrafish), 1945 nucleotides. RefSeq names its product protein phosphatase 4, catalytic subunit b (gene ppp4cb). The record is from RefSeq and is marked provisional. Gene Ontology annotation, cellular component: centrosome; cytoplasm. Gene Ontology annotation, molecular function: hydrolase activity; protein serine/threonine phosphatase activity. Lineage: Eukaryota; Metazoa; Chordata; Actinopteri; Cypriniformes; Danionidae. Gene Ontology annotation, biological process: determination of ventral identity.